This is a messenger RNA of Didymella exigua CBS 183.55, 4233 nucleotides long. RefSeq lists its product as uncharacterized. Lineage: Eukaryota; Fungi; Ascomycota; Dothideomycetes; Pleosporales; Didymellaceae. Gene Ontology annotation, molecular function: protein kinase activity; ATP binding. Gene Ontology annotation, biological process: meiotic sister chromatid cohesion, centromeric; mitotic spindle assembly checkpoint signaling; protein phosphorylation. The transcript is spliced from 3 exons. The record is from RefSeq and is a predicted model, not a curated record. Bases 258 to 4142 code for a protein of 1294 amino acids.
CACGCUUCGGAUGAGAUGGACGAAGGAGCAGUCACAUGUGAGGGAACAUGUUCUCAGGACGGCUGUGGUUGUCAUGGGCAACGAAAACCUAGUCAGUCGGGGAAGGCGCGGCGAGGGUGCGGAAACAACAGCCCCGCUAGCGGCCAAGUCGAUACAUGCGCAACUUUCUGCACAACAACGAUACCAGGUAAGGCGCUGGGCUUUUUCUAUACAUUGAUUUUCGAUUCUUUCUUUUCUUGAGAUACCCCACCGGCGCUAUGGGUUCAGACGACAUUGUCGAUUUCGAGAUUAUCGAAAAUUCGAAGGAAAACAUCCAGGCCAUUCCCAGCGGCCGCUCUGCCAGAGCACUCGCACAGCUCUAUACACCUCCGCUCGGCGCAAAGCCAGGACAUGCGCCGUCACCGCUGCAGACACAAGAUGCCCACAGCGCCAGGCGGUUAGAGUUCGAGAAGGAGCUCAUGAACAUCGACGACUCUGACGACCCGCUCGACAUCUACGACCGAUACGUGAAAUGGACACUAGAGGCGUACCCCUCUGCGCAGAACGACAAACAAUCGCAACUAGGCCCACUCCUCGAGCGCGCAACAAAGGCUUUCCAAUCGUCCACACACUACAGGAACGAUCCCCGCUAUCUCAAGCUCUGGCUGCAUUACAUCAGACUCUUCGCCGAGGCGCCGCAGGAAAUCUUCAGGUUUCUCGCACGACACAACAUUGGCGAUGGGCUGGCACUAUACUACGAAGAGUAUGCAGCGUGGCUUGAGGGAGCUGGGCGUUUCUCGCAGGCGGAAGAAAUCUAUGGUAUGGGUAUCGAAAAGGAGGCACGGCCGACCGAGCGCUUGAUUCGAAAAUACGGCGAGUUCCAGCAUCGUUUUGAGAGCCGGCCACAGGACGUCCCCGAACCAUCGAGCCCUGCUCUGCCUGCUGUUCGCCCGGCCCUAGCAGCGAAGCUCGAUCCUUUCGCACCUGCUUCGCCCGAGCCGCAAGCGCAGAGCCAGCAAAAGCCAACCAAGCCAAAAUCUGGCAAGCCCAAGAUGGCCAUCUUCUCUGACGAGGGAGAGCCUGCCAGGACAAGCUCGAGUGGAAGCGGUCAGGGCUGGGAUAGCAUCGGUACAAUUGCAGACCGCAAGAAGGAAAACGCUCAACAGGCUCGUCCUUGGGCUGGCGAGACACUAAAGGGUGGAAAGACCAACAAGGGCGCAGGCAAGAUGAUGAUUUUCAAGGAUGAGACCAAAUCACAUCUCUAUGACGAAUCGUCGAAGCCACAUCCACUCCGUGAACAAUUACAAGCCGUCAACCCGAAGACAGGCAGAGUCGAGGUCGUGUUUGUCGACCUGGAGCAAGUAUACCCUAAUCACAGCGAUCCCAUGUCCGUGGAAUUUUCGUUCGAAGAACUACGAGCCAGGCAUAGAGGAUGGCUUGACCGGGACUGGGCAGCUGUUCGCCGUGAAGAGCACGUAAAAGCCGAGAAACUUGCCGAGCAGGCUGCCGCAGCACAAGUGUCCAAGCCUAAGCCUGCACCUCUAGCUCCCAAACAGGAACUUUUGACAGAGAAGAAGGAACUUUUGGUACCCAGGCAAGCACCUCUGGCACCGAAACACGAGCCUCUAGCACCCAAGCUGGAGCCUCUAGCACCUAAGCUAGAUUUCCAGAAGCCUCCAAAGCCACAGACUGUGCCUCUCAAAGGCGGCGAAGAUGAUGUUGCCAGCGAUGAUGAGAACAGGCCACCUUCACAAGUGGAGGUUGAGAAGGCGAAAGCAGCGAAGAGGGCAAAGAAGGAAGAGCGCGCGAAUCGGACCCGCAAGAUCCAAGUCAUGGAUGUCAAGGAAAUUAGCGGAGAAACUCAGACAAUCCAAGCAAAGCUCGAUUCACCGUCCAAGAAGUCGAAGGUCCGCCGAAAGAAAGGUGGACGUGAAGCUACAAUGACUCUUCACACCAAAGAGGCGAUGGACGACAUCUACGAGAUCUUCAAUCAGCCCUUGAAGCAGCAUGAAGAGGAGACUCCACAGCCACAGCCACAGAGUGAAGAGGUAAGUAGUGACGAUGAUGAGAGUGACUACACCAGUGGUGCAGAGAGCACAGCUACUCGCAGUGAAUUUGGCGACGAGACGACUGUCGGUGGAGACUUCACACUGGGCACCGUCAUUGGCGACAACGACUUAGAAAGUGAGAGUGGUAGCGGUAGCGGUAGCGACGCAGACAACACAGAGGUCGAUCGGACAGAAUUCGACAACACAACUGCCUCAGCCUGGUCUGACCGUACAGACAGCAGAGACGCAGAGGAUGACCACGACGAAGACGAUAACGACGAUACUGUCCGCACCACCAUUCCUUACGAGGGUUCGGAGCACUCGGAUGACGAGUCUUUCGAAGAAGUCACACAUCCAUUGGUCAAGUCAGGAGAGCACUACGAGCCAGAAGUAGCCACGCCAACAUCACCGCAAGCCCCACCCUCGUUACCGACGCGUUACGUGCCUCUAUCACCAGAGGAGCGCAACUAUCCAAUGAGGCCAUACCGGGAUCCCGUACAAGCUGCAAAUAACCGUCUGCCCUUCAUGACCCCGAUCGUGGAGAAGACCGAGUCCUCUUUGGGUUUUGCAACUGCUUACGCUCAAAAGGAACAGCUCAACGCCAAGACGCCUUCGCGUUCGAAGGGUGAUCUCAUCAUAUUCGAGGAUGGUGAUGAGGACGAGCCUGGUAGCAGCCCCUUCCACGAUCUCCUUGAACAGGCUAUUGACGGCCCAGGCAAAAUCACGAAGCUAUCACUCAGGCAAUCGGAUCCCAAACCUAGCGAGCUUCUCGCCGAAGCAGUCGAGGAGCCCGCACGACAACCUCUGGCUGCCAAGCCGGUCGUGUUCAGAGAUCCAAAGCCCACAGGGCCAAUUAUCCAGGACUUGCUCUGCAACCCGGUUGCAGACGAUACUCGCAAGACCAUCCUGGAACAGAUCUAUCCGCCACUUGACAGUUACGACGGCUACUUUGCGGACACUGAGGCACUGAGCGGGAAAGCUCUUGAGAUCCAGAAGUACACGAAGGCUGUCAAGAAGAUGAGGAACAAUUCCCAGGACAAGACGAUGACCAACUUGAGUGCGCCUCCUAAGCUGAUCUUUGAUGGGUCAAAGCGAACGUACACCGUCAAGCGAGAGCUCGGCAAAGGGGCGUUUGCACCAGUCUAUCUCAUUGAAAGCACACCGAAGGACGAGGACGAGAACGCACCCGCCCAAAUGGGUAAGGGUGAGUUUGGGCCGAAGCGCCGAAAUCUGGAAGCUCUCAAGAUGGAGGAGCCUCCUACGCCAUGGGAAUUCUACAUCAUGCGACAAGCGAAACGCCGCCUUGGGGUGUCCAGAGCAUCGGAUUCGAUCGUCGACGCCUACGAGAUGCACGUCUUUCAAGACGAGUGUUACCUGAUUGAAGAGUUCCGCGAUCAAGGCACCCUCCUCGACAUCGUCAAUAUCGCUCGCGCAGAGAGCAGCCCGAUGGAUGAGCAGCUGGUGAUGUUCUUCACGAUCGAACUCUUCCGCACCAUUGAAGCACUUCACUCCAAAGGCAUUGUCCACGGCGAUCUCAAAGCAGACAACGUCCUAGUACGUUUCGAGACGCUGCAGAGAGGCGAAUGGGACUCGGUCUACCAACGUGAUGGUCGCGAUGGCUGGGCGUCCAAAGGCGUCUCUCUGAUUGACUUUGGCCGUGGCAUCGAUAUGAAGGCAUUUAAGCCAGACGUAAAGUUCAUGGCUGAGUGGGAUCUCACGGAAAACGACUGCGCUGAGAUGCACGAAGCGCGACCCUGGACAUACCAGAUCGACUACCAUGGUCUGGCAGGCAUCAUCCAUACAAUGCUUUUCGGCAAGUACAUAGCCACUGUUGCCGAGAAAGGCGCAGGGCUCGGUGCCGGCGCGACAAAGACGUAUAAGAUCAAGGAGAGCUUCAAGAGGUACUGGCAGACGGAGAUCUGGCACGAGUGCUUCGACAUCCUGCUCAACCCUCUGGUGCACUUGGACGGGGAAGAGGCUAGGAGACUGCCUGUGCUGAAGGGCAUGAGGGAGGUCAGGGAGAAGAUGGAGGCGUAUCUGGAGAGUAAUUGCGAGAAAGGUAUCGGAUUGAAGGCUUUGGUCCGCAAAAUGGAGGAGGCUGUUAAGAAGAGGUGACUGUGAUUAUGGGAUUGUGCGAUAGACGAUAGACGGGUGUCUGGCUUAUUUGCAAGGCGUUACGGUUGCGAUGAUACCUAUGAGCCAGUAU